AUGACUAGAUGUGAAGGUGGAGGUGUUCCACUUUGUCUUACCCGUACGAGUUCAUCUAUCUUACUAGCCUGGUUUACGAAGAUGGACAAAUUAAAAGGUGUGAUUCAGACUAUACAUACGUCCGAGGAAACCCCACCAUUUGUACUCACCUCCGAAGUUGAUGAAAGGUGGACCAUCAAGGUAUAUGGUAAUAUUUCUGGUUCUCUUCAAAUAUGGGAAACUCAACAAGAUAUUCCGGACACAAAGAAAGUCUCCUUGAUAUCCGAAGCUAUAACCGACGGAAACCUUCAUCUCGAUCUUCCUUCAUCCAAAUCCCAAGCUCUCACACUUCAUAUCUUCCUUUCGAACGAACAAUCACUUAUUUUCCAUCUUCAAUUGAAUGAAGGUCAAAAUGCCGGUAUGGAAUUGUUGGGUAUCAUAGGCACCAUAUUGCAGAGAAAACCCCAGGAACCUAAAGAUGUUGAUAAAUUACGAGAUGAAAUCAGAAUGUUGAAAGUAUCUUUAGCGGAGAAAGAUAAAACCAUCAAUACGUAUCAAUCCAAAAUCACCGCGUUGGAAGGCAAGUUGGUCCGAGCUUCACCUAAGAAACCGAAAACUGGUAAAUUAUGA
Molecule: messenger RNA, 609 nt
Organism: Tremella mesenterica DSM 1558
Lineage: Eukaryota; Fungi; Basidiomycota; Tremellomycetes; Tremellales; Tremellaceae
Exons: 7
Coding region: 1-609 (202 amino acids)
Source: RefSeq, a predicted model, not a curated record